This is a messenger RNA of Polistes canadensis, 945 nucleotides long. RefSeq names its product B9 domain-containing protein 2-like. NCBI's taxonomy places the organism in Eukaryota, Metazoa, Arthropoda, Insecta, Hymenoptera, Vespidae. Bases 97 to 624 code for a protein of 175 amino acids. The record is from RefSeq and is a predicted model, not a curated record. Gene Ontology annotation, cellular component: MKS complex. The transcript has 3 exons. Gene Ontology annotation, biological process: cilium assembly.
ACCUUUUUUUGUUUUGUGAAGUAUAUAAUGUGCAUCAUAUAUUAUUAUAAUUAAAAAAUCAAUUUGGUUUGUAAAACAGAAACAUGAUUUUAUGAUAUGGCUGAGUUGCAUAUUAUUGGUCAAAUAUCUUUAGCCAAAAAUUUCAAAGAAUCUCAACUAUUUUGUAAAUGGAGUUGUCAUGCUGGAAAUGGUUGGAAAGUCAUAGAAGGAAGUGAAGAAGGACAAACCCAAGAAAGUUGUGAUAUAUAUACUAACGAACCAAUUUGGGAUCAUCCUAUUGAUAUACAUUACACUACGCAAACAUUACAGAAUUCUCCGAAACUGCUUCUACAAAUAUUUUCUAGAGAUAAUUAUGGGAGGGUAUUAUUCAAUUCCUAUGGUGUUUGUAAUAUACCAUUAUCUCCUGGAUCUCAUUGUUUAAGUUGCCAUACAUGGAAACCGAUUGGUGAUUGGAAAGAUAGACUUAGAGACAAAUUUUUAGGAGUGGUUUUACAAUUAAAAUCUCCAAGUGUUUUAGUUAAUACUGUGGAUAGAUUUGAAUUACUUACAGAAAGUAUGGGCACUAUUCAAAUCGAACUGCACAUACUUGCUAGGAAUUUUGACAAAUUUGGAUGUCAUUUAUGAAGACAUUAAAUAUUCCAGAAAGAGACUGCUAUACGAUCUCAUUAAAUAUAUAAGAACUCUUAUAUUGCAUUAAAAAUGCUAAGAAUAUUUUUAUUACUAUACUUCAUUUUUUUAUCCAACAACUUAAUUUCUCUGGAGAAAAUCGAGGAUAUAAUAACAUGUUUGAAGGGAACAGACUGCGACGAAUUUACAGAUACCGAUAAUUAUACAGAAACAUAUGAUGAAAAUGGUCUUACGUCAAAUAAUUUUUCAAAUGUCACUGUUAAUAUUACUGAAUCAACUUUAAGUAUUAAUUUAAUUAAUAUAACACAAACUCCACAA